AUGGUUCAGCCGACCGUCAUAAGGAGAGCCAACAAUGAGGCAGCCAAGCGUCGUGCGCCAUAUGCCCUGCGAGCGUGCGAAGCCUGCAGACGGCGCAAGGGCAAAUGUGAUGGGCGCCAACCGUGCCGGUACUGUACCAACAGAGGCCAGAGCUGUAAAUAUAAUACCAGUUUAACCUCUUCAGAUGACUGGCAAGCUCCUGCAGGGGCCGAUGCAGACCAGGUUGAUGCUACACAAGACUCGAGAGGGGGAAGCACAUCAUCUGCGCGAUGGAACCCAGAAACCAUAGCGUCAAUGCUGUGUUCUCUUCAAGAACAGCUCGACAGCCUAAAUUCCCGCAUUCAGACCCCCAGCCUGAAUCUCUUACCUCCUCAGUCACCAAACGAAGCCGCUCCAGAGGACAAUCACGAUGAAAAUUUCAUGGCUACAUUUACCAACGACGUCGACUCUAGUUCGCAAGGUGGCGCAGACGUUGCCUCAAAGCCUCUGGGUAAAGCUGCGUCUCCUCACUUUGUUGGGCCAACCAGCCCAGACUACAGUCUGAAUGUGGCCCAAAUAAAGCUAUCAGGCCCAUCGCUACAGCAUCAGCAACCCCGGCUUGCUUUUAUCCACCAAGAUACAGUCGAUCAACAAGAUCCUCCAUCCGAAGAAGAUGCUCUUCAUCCUACCGACGAUGUCGAUGUCUUUGACACAUCAUCAGCACAUAGCGAUAAAGACCAUGCAAAGUUGCUACAAUUCCGAUCCGUGAUCGGUUUACAAGAAACUCUCCGGCUCUUGCAUGUGUAUCAGGAGGUUAUCGGAGAGCUCCAUCCAAUUGUCGACAUUGACGAACUUGCUUCGCAAGCUCCGUCUUGUUAUGAAGAGUCGGACUCUGGAAUAUGUGAUCUCUUCAAUCGGGGACCAUGUGAGGUUUCCGAAGAGCAGCUGUUGAUCCUCAAUUUAAUUUUGGCAAUUGCUCUCCGUGCCGACUCAAACACCGCAAGCCACCAUACAGGAAUACUCCUUCGGCAAAGUUUCCAGGACAUAGUGAACGCUAAACUUGCCACACCAGCUUACAGUUUGAACCAUGUGAUAAUCAUUCUCCUCAAGGGCUGGUAUGACUACUUCAAUGAUAGCCCGCAAUCUGCUUGGCGAUUGUGCGGGAUUGCAGGACGAAUGGUAAUGGAGCUUGGUUUCCAUAACGGCGAGGUGUUCAAGCAUCUGUUGGACUCAGAGUCUCAACGGUCGGAGGCAUAUACAUUGAUAAGCACAAUUGUGGUUCUUGAUCGUCAGUGGAGUGCCUCAACAGGUCUUCCUACGCAUUUCCACGAAUCAAGGUUUAACCCGGUCCCCGCAACAUAUACCAUAAAUCCAUACCUAAAGGCGAUGCUCUCCUUUAUUCUAAUUAGCGACAAGUUUAGCGAGCCUAUUUCAAAGGUAGCCAAGGGGGAAAGAUACAACGACUACGACGCAUUCGAGUUAAUGAACUUCCAGAUCGAACAAUGGAGGAAGAACGCGGUUGGUGAAAACUCUUUAACCCAGGUUGAGACUUGGUCAACGGAUCCUUCAAGCAGGCCACCUACGUGGACAAUCCUUUUAAAUCUCCGAGCGGAAUCUGUGCGGAGCCUGCUGAUGAGACCAUUCUUCUUCUCGGAUGCCGACCCUGAGGCAACUAGACAGCAUAUCCGACCUGCAACAGACUUGGUAUACACUGUUGUUCAUGUUCUCUAUACUAUUGACAACACGACCAAUAUAUACCGCCAACAACACCCGUGCUGCCAGCAUCUUCUGGCGUCUAUUUCCGCACUCGCAUUUCUUCUAAUAGCGUACAUUGAGCAGAACCAAUCAACAUUGAUGCCAACUCUAACUCCAGACCUAGUCAGCUCUCUUAGCCACAGCUUUGAAAUGGCGGUGGCCUUGACGACAAGCUAUGUCGGUAUCUCAAAAGCAGCACGGAGAUUGGACAAGCGGUUAUCUGUAAUGCGGAAGAUCCUCACCACACUCGGAAUUCUUGACGGUGUACCCACUGUAGAAAAAGUUAUGCCAGGAAGAGCCAAAGAGAAAGUCGCACAUUUGACCAAUCCCGCUGCAAGGACUACUCAUAAGAAAACAAGACUGGGCCAGUCAGCGACGCAAGGAACCCAGUUGAAUCUUGAAUUCAACGCAGCGCCAUUUUUCCAAGAUCGGAUACCCGACACCGGAGGAUUUGGCAAUGACAUGUUGCCAAUAAUGAGUGAUGCUGAGUUCUCAUCAGGGUGGAUAGACGCACUUCGACUUCAAUGUCAAAACGGGGAUCUAAGCCAUAUGUUUUCCGAGGGUAAUGCAUUUUAA
Clonostachys rhizophaga is the source of this 2310-nucleotide messenger RNA. NCBI's taxonomy places the organism in Eukaryota, Fungi, Ascomycota, Sordariomycetes, Hypocreales, Bionectriaceae. The record is from the annotation of a GenBank genome assembly.